Molecule: messenger RNA, 2443 nt
Organism: Passer montanus (Eurasian tree sparrow)
Lineage: Eukaryota; Metazoa; Chordata; Aves; Passeriformes; Passeridae
Gene: CGAS
Product: cyclic GMP-AMP synthase
Exons: 5
Coding region: 349-1713 (454 amino acids)
Biological process (GO): activation of innate immune response; negative regulation of double-strand break repair via homologous recombination; positive regulation of defense response to virus by host
Cellular component (GO): site of double-strand break; cytosol; nucleus
Molecular function (GO): 2',3'-cyclic GMP-AMP synthase activity; double-stranded DNA binding; chromatin binding
Source: RefSeq, a predicted model, not a curated record
CCCGCGGCCGCCCGGCCCGGCGCCCCGUGCGGCUGGAGAAGCCGGACGCUGCCGGUGCUCACGUGUCCUCGCCCCGCGGGCGGGCGGGCGGGACCGCCCGGGCGGGAAAACGCUCCCCGCGGAUUGGAGGGAGGCCGCAGCUUGGUCGCUGCUCCCGGAGCUAUCCUGUGCCCUUGCUGGAGUUGGCGGCACCGGGCAGAGCCUCCCUCCCGCCCCGCUCGCCGGGUUUCGUUUCCUAGGGUUGGCGCGCUUCCUGGAAGAGGAACUCGCCUGAAGCCAGAGGCGGGAACCCCGCUGCUCGCGGGGCCGCGCUCGCCGUGUUGCGGGCGCGGAGAGGGAGCAGCGGCCAUGGACACGGCGGGCGGCAGAGGGGCGCGGCCCCGGCGGGGGACGCGUUCCGCAGCUCCGCGGAGCCGGGGCAAGGAGAAGGGCGCAGCCCGAAGUCCCUCGCGGGGUCGCGUCGCGGGUGAAGGCUCGAGCGCCAUCGGGACCCUCCGGGCACCGCGGACGGACGGAGCCCCUGCCCGGGGCGGCCGCUCGGCGCGGCGAGCCCCCGCUGCCCGGGAGCUGCCGGCGGGCACGGCUGCUGCCGCCGCCCGUCGUCCCCCGCCGGCGUCGGACGCCUUGCGGCUCCGGGAGGUGCUGUCGCGGCUCAGCCUGCCCCGCGAAGACGUGUCCGAGGCUUCGAAACUGGUGAACAAGGUGGUCUCGCACCUGGUCCAGGCCAUCCGCGGCAAGGACAGCUGCUUCAGCUCCAUCGAGCAGUACAGCGCCGGCAGCUACUACGAGCGUGUCAAGAUAUCUGAACCAAAUGAGUUUGAUAUCAUGCUUGUAAUGCCUGUUACAAGGAUUCAGCUGGAUGAGUCUGAUGACACUGGAGCCUAUUAUUAUGUGUCAUUCAAAAGAAGUCCAAAAGAAAAGGGUUGGCUGAAGUUUUUAGAGGAAGAUGGAACAUUAUCAGCCUUUAAAAUGCUUCAAGCAUUAAGAGACAUUAUUAAACAGGAAGUAAAGAACAUUAAAGAUGUGGAAGUCACUGUGGCAAGGAAAAAGGCUGGAAGCCCUGCAAUAACUCUUCAGAUCAAAAAUCCUCCAUCAGAAAUAUCAGUGGACAUCAUCUUGACUUUGGAGGCUCAGCAGAGCUGGCCCCACAGCACACAGGCUGGCCUCAAAAUUGAACAGUGGCUGGGAACAAAAAAGAGGAGGGAUUUCAGAUUUACAUCAAUUUAUUUAGUAGCCAAGCAAAACAAAAGAGAAAAAGUUCUAAGAGGGAACACCUGGCGACUCUCCUUCUCACAUAUUGAAAAGGACAUGAUAAAAAACCAUGGCAACUCAAAGACAUGCUGUGAAUCCAAUGGAUCAAAGUGCUGUAGGAAAGGUUGUCUUAAGCUGCUGAAAUUUCUUCUAGAGCAACUUAAAAUGAAAUAUCCAAAGGAAUUGGAAAAAUUCUGUUCCUAUCAUGUCAAAACUGCUUUUCUCCACUCCUGUGUUAUGUGGCCAAAUGACACAGACUGGUACUUGGGAAAUCUGGAUCAUUCUUUUCAGCAAUGUCUGGGAUUUUUUGUGGAUUGUCUGCAAAAGUCUCAGCUGACUCACUUUUUUAUUCCUCAAUACAACUUGCUCAGCCUAGAAGAUAAAGCAAGACAUCAUUUUCUUUCAAGAAAAAUAAGCCAAGAAUUGAAUAAUGGAUUCCCAGUAUUUCAUGAGAAUUAUUAAGAACAUUGUUCACAACAGAUAUCUAAUCAUGUUGACUUACAUAUUUGAAACAAAAAAUUCUGCACCAUAAAUGACUCUUCAGUAGUCUGUACUACAAAACCUGAAAAACCCAAACCAAAAUAAAAUCAAAACCACUAAGAGAAAAAUGUAUACUUCAGUCACACUGCUUGGCCAUAACCCUUAAAAGAAAUGUUUUAAGUAAUAUUUACCUUGCCUAUCCAAAUGUGGAUGUCACCUGCAAAAUAUCUUCAGGGUAUACUAAGAACGUAUAGAAGAAUUUGCAAUAGUUCAUUUCCCACAUGUAAUUUCUGUGUUUCCAAAUACAAAGGCAUGAAUGACUGCAUAAAGGGAAAGUGGACAAUUUUAUUUAAAAUUAAGAUCCAGUGCAGAAUAUCCAAAAUACACUCCUACUUUCAAAAGAAAAGAAACAACCAGUCAUUGGAGCUACUUCGACAUUAACCAGAACAACUUCUCCAGAGUACCUGGGUGGAUAUGAAGAUCUUUUGCAGAAGACAAUCACCAGCAACAAUUACCACAGAGAGAAUAUUUUAUCUGAGUAAUAUGAAGUUCUUGAAGUAACUUAUCCUUUGAGUCUUCAGAAUUACUUUAGAAAUCAAUCUUUUAAUUGGGCUUUGGAUGGGAAACAAUUGUUACCUAAUAUGCUGCAACAGAGUAGAUGGUUUUCUGCCAAUGAGCAUUUAUUUGUAUGAUGAAUAAUGGAGUGAAUAAU